Molecule: messenger RNA, 1086 nt
Organism: Caenorhabditis angaria
Lineage: Eukaryota; Metazoa; Nematoda; Chromadorea; Rhabditida; Rhabditidae
Source: the annotation of a GenBank genome assembly
AUGAGCGAGGAAUUGGUGCCAAUGGUGAGUGCGGAGGGACUAGAAAACCAAGAACGCGCGCAAGUGCGCUCUAACGAAAACAUGAAUUUUUAAAUGUCUGAAAUUUCAGACAAUUGGCUGGUUCGAUCUUCCAUUCGAGAUGCGUGAGAUGGUUAUGAAUGAAAUGGAUACAGUUUCAAAAGGUAGAUUAUCAUCAUGUUCGAAAGAUUGUCUGGAAGAAGUUAGAACAUCCAAAAAGUUCAUCAAAAGCAUUUCUGUCUUCUACUAUCGAAAUUCGGCGAAAAUCAAAGUGUUAUUCGAAAAUGCGCGAUCAAUUUAUCUGGAUUUCGGCGACUAUUUCCACUGUAUUCUCAUCACCUACAGCACAGCCGGACGUAUUCGAAGAGCAAGUCAAAUCAAUGGAGAAUUCGCCGAUGUUUUCGUGGAAUAUUUGCAAAAGUUUGUUGAUGUUGCGAUUCAUUUGGAAUAUUUUGAAAUUCGCGGAUACAGAUUUCCAUUUGAUAAAAUGAAUAUUCAAAGUUUGAGAAAAUUGAGAAGAAUUAUUAUUGAAGAUGAAAAAGAAGAUCUUGGAAAUUUAUUUGAAAACGGGUUUAUUGAUCCAAAACAGGUAUUUUUUAUUUUCAAAAAUUCAAUGGGAAAUAAUAGUUACUUAUCUUUCAGUUUUUCUCGAUCAAUGAGGUUCAUUUAAACGGUUUCGAGUUAGAAUUCGAACAUUUAUGCAACAUCAAAUCUUCAAUCUUCACAAUUUCCAACGCAUUUAUCCCACCAAGUGAUUUGAAUUUGUUUCUGAAAAACUGGGAAAAUGGUAAUAUUUCAAAAAAUCUUCGAAAAAUGAGAAUUUCUAUGAGAAAUUGCUUGGCAGAUAGUCGAAUUCGUGAUAUUAUUUUGAAAAAUGUUGAUGUUAUUGGAAUUCAUGAAGAAUAUUCGAGAAUUUGGGGAAAAUUGGUGAAUUUUGAUGAGGAGAAUGCUGAAUUUCACAUGGAUAAUUAUUUCUUUUUUUUGGAUUUUGGAACAUCGAAGGAUACAUUUGAUUAUUAUGGAUUUGAUAAAGAGGAUAUUUUUGACAAUUAUUGGUGUGCCUGGUGA